CAGUUUCACAUAGGCGUUACAAAACAGUCUACAGAAACUGUGGAAAAGGCUUUAAAAGCACCGAAUUGAAGCAAUAAAAGGGAGAGAAAAAACUGAAGCAAAGGCAGAGAGAGAGAGAGAGAGCAAAGAGCAAAGAGCAAAAGCCAUGGUGGGUGAAGAGAAGAGGCAUCAGAUGAUGCAAAACCUAUUCGGUGACCAAUCCGAAGAGGAGGAGGAAGAAGAAGAGGAAGUUGAAUCCGAACACGAAUCCAACCGUCAACCUGAUUAUGCUUCGGAUGAUGCGGAUGGAGGCGUGGAGCCCGAAGGUGAAGGUGAAGGUGAAGGUGAAGGUGAAGGUGAAGGUGAAGGUGAAGGUGAGGGUGAAGGUGAAGGUGAUGUUGAUGUUGAUGUUGAUGGGGAAGCUGAAGGUGAAGGCGAAGGUGAUGGGCAAGCUGAAGGUGAAGGUGAAGUAGAAGGCCAAGGGGAGGCUGAGAUGGAGAGUGAAGGUGAAAUGCAGGAUGUUGAUCCUGGGCAUGGAGAGAGUGAGGGUGAAAGAGAUCAGAGUUCUCAGGAAGUUGAAGUUGGCGAUCAGAGGGUACAUAGUGAAGGAAGAGAUUCAGAGAGCGAUGAAAAAGAAGAAUAUGGUCAAAGAGUAGUGACCAGUAGGAGGCGGGAAGUAAUUGACAGUGAAUCAGAAAGAUCUGAGGAAAACCAAUAUGCUGACAACGAAGAUGAGGAAGUAAAUCAAGCUAGAAGUCCAAGUAGGUCUCCCGGGGAAGAGAAAGAUGAGGCUCACAUAUCCUCUGCCCCUAUUCGUGAUGUGUUUGGGGAUUCAGAGGACGAAGAAGAGGCUGAUUAUGUUGUUCAGAAUCAAAUUGAUGCGGAGCAAAAUAUAUCCCCUAUGGAAGAGGAAAAUAGCUACGGAAAUUUAAGGCCAGAUGAUAUUAUACCCGAAGAUGAUGGCGGAUAUGGGUCUGAAGAGCAUGUGGAAUCUAAGACUAAGGAAAAACCAGUUGGGCCCCCAUUAGAGCUGGAGAUUCCAUUGUGUCAACCGCCAGCUUAUUCAGACAGGAUGAGCAUGAUCAAGGUUUCUAACAUAAUGGGCAUUGAUCCCAAGCCCUUUGAUCCAGAGACCUAUGUUGAAGAGGACGUUUUUGAGACUGAUGAGUCUGGAUCCAAGAAGCGCAUCAGCUUGGUUAACAACAUUGUUCGAUGGAGGAAAGUUAAAAAACCCGAUGGCACAACAACUGUGGAAAGCAAUGCACGCUUUGUGGAAUGGUCUGAUGGAAGUGUACAAUUAAUGAUUGGAAAUGAAGUUCUGGAUAUAUCUGUGCAAGAUGCGCAGCAUGAUCAAUCACACCUGUUUCUUAGACACGGAAAGGGAAUACUACAAUCACAAGGGAGAAUUUUAAACAAGAUGAGGUUUAUGCCUUCAUCAUUGACAUCGAACUCUCACCGUUUGUUGACUGCCCUUGUUGAUUCACGUCAUAAGAAGGUUUACAAAGUGAAGAAUUGUUUCACUGACAUUGACCCAGAGAGGGAGAAAGAGCAAAAGGAGAAGGCUGAAAGCCAAAAUAUCAGAGCAAGUGUGCUCCUCAAUCGGAAAAAGGAGAAGGUCAGCCGCAAAUACAUGCCUACUUUACGUAGGGAACGGCAACUCUCUCCUGGUUUUCUGGAAGAUGCGCCUGAGGAGGAAGAGGAAACUGAUGACUAUGACUCUCGACGGUCUGCUGCUCGACGUCGCUUUGAAGAAGACCUAGAAAUGGAAGCUCAAGCUGAGAAACGAAUCAUCAAUGCGAAAAAGAGAGAUAUUCCUAGACAAACAUCAUUGCCUUCUUCAAAGCAUUCUCGACGCCCUGUUGAUUUUGAUGACAGUGAGAAGGAGGAGUCUGAAUAUGAAACUGAAGAGGAAGAAGAGAGGUCUCCUCCACGCAGAAGGGCUGUUCAGGAGGAGGAGGAGCCAGAGUAUGAAGAAGAGCAAGAGCGUGAUCCGGGCGAGGAGGAAGAGGCAUAUGAAGAGUCAGAAGAGGAGGCUGAGGAGCCAAAGCAAAAUGUUAGGGAAUCAGCAAGUCACAAGCGGAAAGAGAUUGAGUCAGAUGAGGAAUCUCCUCCAAGGAAGAACGUACAUCGCAGAAUGGCAAUUGUUUAUGACAGUGACGAGGAGUAAAAUGUAAUGGCGUGGAAUCUAAGACAAGUUUGCGUUUUCCAGGAAAAUUUCCGGAGGAAAUUGUCACAGGAGCAAUGAGAUGCUCAAAAGCCUGGGAUUUGAAAAGAGGCAUAAAGAGAUUGAAUGUUGUUCAGUUAUACAUCACCGACCUACCUUAGGUUUAUAGUUUUAGAUGUCUUUCUCAUGCUGAAUUUGGCAAUGACCCAUAGCAGAACUGAAUGUUACCUUUUUCUUCCCUUUCAUAUGAAUUGUUGUUUAAGAUGGAUAUAACCCGUGGUUUUUAAUCAGUGACUUAUUUAUAGAUGGAACUUGAAACUUAGUACAA
This is a messenger RNA of Capsicum annuum, 2471 nucleotides long. Its product is annotated as protein LEO1 homolog. The coding region runs from base 146 to 2146 and encodes 666 amino acids. Gene Ontology annotation, biological process: transcription elongation by RNA polymerase II; positive regulation of transcription elongation by RNA polymerase II. The transcript is spliced from 12 exons. Gene Ontology annotation, molecular function: RNA polymerase II C-terminal domain phosphoserine binding. The record is from RefSeq and is a predicted model, not a curated record. Gene Ontology annotation, cellular component: nucleus; Cdc73/Paf1 complex. Lineage: Eukaryota; Viridiplantae; Streptophyta; Magnoliopsida; Solanales; Solanaceae.